Molecule: messenger RNA, 1980 nt
Organism: Acaromyces ingoldii
Lineage: Eukaryota; Fungi; Basidiomycota; Exobasidiomycetes; Exobasidiales; Cryptobasidiaceae
Product: putative GAP1-amino acid transport protein
Exons: 2
Coding region: 119-1852 (577 amino acids)
Biological process (GO): amino acid transmembrane transport
Cellular component (GO): membrane
Molecular function (GO): amino acid transmembrane transporter activity
Source: RefSeq, a predicted model, not a curated record
GGAACGGCGGCCGUUGGCUGCACCGUCCGCUGCUAUAUAGGAGCUGGUCCCCCGCCCUCCCGCAUGCUCCCCUCUCUUUUCUUCCAAAUCCCCCCAAACGAUCCUCCCUCGUCUCAUCAUGGGCGUCCUCAAAAAUUUCGUUGACAGCUUCAAGCGGGCAGAGGAGCCCGAGACGGCUACCGCUCCGCGCUACGACACAAGCGAGGCAAAGGCUGCUGAUGCCGGCGAAAAGGAGUCGGUCAAGGAGGUCGACUCGCCCGAGUACCUCGCCACUGAGCAGGUUGGCCACGUCUCGACGCCUGGCGCCGACACGGGCCUCAAGCGAAAGCUCUCGGGUCGCCACAUGCAGAUGAUUGCCUUCGGUGGCUCCAUCGGCACUGGUCUCUUCAUUGGCUCCGGUGGCUCACUCAGCAGCGGUGGUCCCGGUUUCCUCCUCAUCGACUUCAUCCUCAUCGGUCUCAUGCUCUUCUGUGUCGUCAUGGCUCUCGGUGAGCUCGCCUCGGCGCUCCCCGUCUCCGGUUCCUUCGCAUCCUACUCGACUCGCUUCCUCGACCCCGCGUGGGGCUUCGCAAUGGGCUACAACUACUGGAUGCAGUGGUUCAUCAUUCUUCCUCUCGAGCUCACAGCUGCGUCCAUCGUCUUGGAGUACUGGCCAAACGGGGUGCCAAAGGGCGUCUUUGUCAUGAUUUUCCUCCUCGCCAUCAUCGUCAUCAACCUUUUCGGUGUCAAGGGCUACGGUGAAUUUGAAUUCGUCGCUUCCAUGAUCAAAAUUAUCGCCGUCAUUGGCUUCAUCAUCCUCGCCAUCGUCAUCGACGUCGGCGGCGCACCCGAUGGAACCUACCGUGGCGCCCACACCUGGCACGAGCCUGGUGCCUUUGUCAAUGGUUUCAAGGGCUUCGCUUCCAUCUUUGUCACGGCUGCCUUUGCCUUUGCCGGCACUGAACUUAUCGGCCUGGCUGCUGCUGAAACGAGCAACCCGCGCAAGCAGGUGCCCAAGGCAGCAAAGCAGAUCUUCUGGCGUGUCAUGAUCUUCUACGUCGUCUCCCUCUUCCUCGUCGGCCUCAUUGUUCCCUACGACGAGGAGCGCCUCACGUCGGGAUCUUCGUCGUACGAUGCCAGGGCCUCUCCCUUCGUCAUUGCCAUCGACUACGGCCGGAUCAAGGUCCUCCCGUCGAUCAUGAACGCCGUCAUUCUCGUCUCUGUCCUCUCCGUCGGUAACAGUGCCGUGUAUGCCGCUUCGCGUACCCUCUGCGGUCUUGCUCAGGCUGGACAGGCGCCCAAGAUCUUCGCAUACAUUGACCGUCAGGGCCGCCCGCUCCCCGCCGUCGUUCUCUCGCUACUCAUGGGCUUCCUUGCCUUCCUCAUCUACGCAUCGUCGGCCACGACAAUCUUCAACUGGCUCCUUGCCCUUUCUGGUCUGUCGACGAUCUUCACCUGGGGCUCUCUCUGCUUCUGCCACAUUCGCUUCCGCCAGGCAUGGAAGCAGAGCGGCCACACGGUUGAGGAGCUGCCCUGGGCCGCUCCCCUGGGCGUGUACGGAUCCUGGUUUGGCGGCCUCUUCUGCAUCCUCGUCGUCAUCUUCCAGUUCUACAUUGCCGCCUUCCCCAUCGGCGAAGCCGACAUGUCGGCGUCGGACCGUGUCAACAACUUCUUCCUCCAGUUCCUCGCUGCGCCCAUUGUCGUCCUCUUCUACGUGGCCUACAAGGUCAUCAAGCGGCCGUCGUACGUCCGUGUCGCCGACAUGGACAUCAGCACUGGCCGCAAGGAGGUGCCCCUGCAGGUGCUGCGCCAAGAGCGCGAGGAAGAGAAGGCUAAGCCGCUCUACGUUCGCCUCUUCAACAUCUGCUUCUAAUACCUCUUUCCUCAUAUCUUUCCUCCUCGUAUUUUAUCAUUCAUACUGUUCUCCGCACCUCGUCUGUACGAUAAAAUCCUCCCCAGCAUGACACACCUGUCACGACCGGCCAAUGCCACACAGUAAAC